AUGGACAUGCAGUUUGUCUACGACCUUUUAGGGGAAAAUGCUUGGUCGUACAUCGGUGCUACCUUCGUGGUUUUGUGGUUUAUCGUGUGGCUGUACAGAGACAGCCUGGAGAUCGAGGAACUUACAGACAAGUAUGUGUUUGUGACCGGCUGCGACUCUGGGUUUGGUAACCUGCUGUGUAAGAAGCUCGAUCGUAGAGGUUUCCACGUGUUGGCCGGCUGCCUCACAGAAAAGGGAGCUGAUGACCUGAAGAGGGCGACGGGGCCUUAUUUGAAGACUGUCCUGCUAGAUGUGGCCAGUCAGGACAGCAUCGAAAAAGCCAUGGAGUGGACCAAGAAGGAGGUUGGGGAUAAGGGACUUUGGGGAAUUGUCAACAAUGCCGGACGCGCGUUACCCAUGGGUCCUACAGAGUGGAUGAGAGUGGAGGAUUUCCACAGCACAUUGAAUGUCAACAUGAAUGGAACGAUUGCCAUGACGGUGACCUUCCUGCCCCUCAUCAAAAAGGCUCGGGGCCGCAUUGUAAACAUAGCAUCGGUUCUGGGUAGGGUGGCUGCAAACGGUGGUGGAUACAGCAUCUCCAAAUUUGCAGUGGAGUGUUUCUCUGACUGCCUCAGGAGAGAUAUAAACUACUUUGGAAUCAAUGUGUGCAUCAUUGAGCCAGGAUUUUUCAAGACUGCGGUGACGAGCCUGGACCCCCUGGAGAGGGAGCUGCACCGCCUGUGGAACCAGCUCACCCCUGAAGUCCAAGCCAGCUAUGGAGACAAGUACCUUGAUAAAUACAUCAAGGUCCAGCGUUUUAUCAUGAAUGCAGUCUGCGACACUGACCUCUCCAAGGUGACCGGUUGCAUGGAGCACGCUCUGACGGCGGCCUACCCUCGCACCAGGUACAGCCCGGGCUGGGACGCCAAGCUACUGUGGAUCCCCCUCUCCUACAUGCCCAGCUGUGUGGUCGACAUCGGGCUGAGGCUGGUGCUGCCCCGCCCGUCAAAGAGCGUGUAAAUUAUGAUGCCUUGGAAGAAACUUGUUCAAAGUUAUCAGCCUUUAUAUGUCAUUGUAUGUCAAUUUAAU
This is a messenger RNA of Trematomus bernacchii (emerald rockcod), 1068 nucleotides long. RefSeq names its product retinol dehydrogenase 5 (11-cis/9-cis) (gene rdh5). Bases 1 to 999 code for a protein of 332 amino acids. The transcript has 5 exons. The record is from RefSeq and is a predicted model, not a curated record. Gene Ontology annotation, molecular function: oxidoreductase activity. Lineage: Eukaryota; Metazoa; Chordata; Actinopteri; Perciformes; Nototheniidae.